This is a messenger RNA of Hyposmocoma kahamanoa, 932 nucleotides long. RefSeq names its product dnaJ homolog subfamily C member 9 (gene DnaJ-10). The transcript is spliced from 5 exons. Gene Ontology annotation, molecular function: heat shock protein binding. The coding region runs from base 46 to 846 and encodes 266 amino acids. Lineage: Eukaryota; Metazoa; Arthropoda; Insecta; Lepidoptera; Cosmopterigidae. The record is from RefSeq and is a predicted model, not a curated record. Gene Ontology annotation, cellular component: nucleus; cytoplasm.
UAGGUGAUUCCAGUCUAGAACACCGCACGAACAUACGUCUAAACUAUGGGUCUUUUAGAAUUGUGCCAAAAGUAUUUCAAUACAACAAAUCUGUACGAAGUGUUGGAAAUAUCGGAAUCCGCAACAGACAAAGAAGUGAAAAAGGCCUACCACAAGUUAUCUUUGAAAGUACACCCGGAUCGAGUCAAAGAAGAUGAGAAAUUGCAAGCUACAGAAAAAUUCAAAGUGCUCGGUAGCAUACACGCAAUUCUCAGUGAUAAAGACAAGAGAGCUAUUUACGACGAAACGAAGAGUGUAGAUGAUGAGGACUUCAACGUAAUUCGAGAUCGCGACUGGACAAUUUACUGGAGAACGUUGUUCAAGAAAAUUACGGAAGAGGACAUCAAGGCUUACGAAAAGGAGUACACCGGAUCUACAGAAGAACGUGAAGAUCUUAAGACAGCCUACAUAACAGGCAAGGGUAAUAUGGACUAUAUUUGUGAUCAUGUGCAGUUUGCCAGGUCAGACCAAGAAGACCGCCUUAGAGAAAUUUUAAAUGAAAUGAUUGAGAAUGGAGAAAUUCCAAAAUACAGAAUCUUUACGCAUGAGCCAGCCAGAAAGCGCCAGAGGCGACGAGCUAAGGAGAAUCACGAGGCCAAGGAAGCUGAAGAAUGGCGAAAAGAAUUGGGCCUCAACAAUGAACCUGGAAGCCUAGAACUCAUGAUUCAGAAACAACAAAAGACAAGACAAGACCAGAUGAACUCCUACUUGGAUGAACUGGCUGCAAAGUACACAACUAAGAAACCAAGAACCACAAAAAGGAAAGCACCUCCAGGUGGGCCAGCAGCUAAAACCAGCAAAAAAUGAAAGUACAAAAAUUUAUUUCAUUUAUUUUUGCAUUAAAAACACUGUUAUGAAUUGUAUAACAAUAAAUUGUCGUAACAAAGAUCUCU